This is a messenger RNA of Gryllus bimaculatus (two-spotted cricket), 1289 nucleotides long. The record is from the annotation of a GenBank genome assembly. NCBI's taxonomy places the organism in Eukaryota, Metazoa, Arthropoda, Insecta, Orthoptera, Gryllidae.
AUGAGAGCGUUUCUGUUGGUAGCCCUGGCGGGGCUGUCGCUCGUCGCGGCGUUGCCGACGCACAGCCAGCCCGAGGAGUUGGACGAGGAGACCCUCCGUCAGUUUCGGGCCCGGAUAGAGGAAAUCCGGCAGAAGCUGAGGGCGUUAGAGGAGCUUGCCAAGCAAGUCCAACCAGAUGGACGCAUUGAAGAGGAUGCUAUUCUCACCACACCGGAACUAAUAUCAAAAUACGGUUAUCCUUCGGAAACGCACGAAAUCAUAACCGAGGACGGAUAUAUCCUCACUUUCCACCGUAUCCCAUACGGCAGGAACUCAGUGGCGAAGACCGCUAACCCCAAACCCCUGUACCUGCAACAUGGCCUCAUGUCGAGCUCUGACGAUUGGAUUAUCACCGGCCCAGAGAAGGGCUUCGGUUACAUUUUGGCCGAUGCUGGCUAUGACGUGUGGAUAGGAAACUCCAGAGGUAACAAAUGGUCCCGCAGACAUUUGACCCUAGACCCCAGUAAAAACAAAUUCUGGGACUUCAGCUGGCACGAGAUGGGCGUGUACGACCUGCCCGCGGCCAUCGACUACAUCCUGGAGGUGAGCGGGCAGGAGCAACUGCACUACGUGGGCCACUCCAUGGGCACCACCAUGUUCACCAUCCUGGGCGCCGAGCGGCCCGAGUACAACGCCAAGAUCCGCGCGGCCGCCCUCCUCGCGCCCGCCGUCCUCUUCGCGCACAAGAGCGACCCCAUCCUGGCCAAACUUCUGGGCGUUCACGACGUGUUCAAGCACCACGCCAUCUACACGUCGAUAGGAGACAACUUCUGCAAGGACGGCGACCCCACGCAGACGCUGUGCCUGGGGGCGGCGGAGCUCAUCGGCGUCAACCUCGAGCAGUUCAACGAGAGUACCCUUCCGGUGUUCCUCGGCCAUUUCCCUUCCGGGGCAGCUGCCAAGAACUAUCUUCACUACGGACAAAGCAUUCACACAGGCGAAUUUCGGCAAUAUGAUCGAGGUGUAGUGCAAAAUAUAAUCAAAUAUGGAAGAACGAAACCGCCAAAGUACAAUCUAUCCAAAGUGACUGCACCGGUCGCUGUGCACUACUCAACAAAUGAUGGAACAGUCAUGCCCGAGGAUGCUGUUGCCCUGGCAGAACGUUUGCCAAAUCUCAUCGACCUCAAUUUAGUGCCAAAUGAGAGGUUCAACCAUCUGGACUUCGUCAUCGCCAUCCAAGCCAAGGAACUCGUAUAUGAUCUCGUCAUCAGUCAACUAGAUCAGUACUAAUUCAUUUACUGUCAAAAAUA